AGCAGCACAGUGUCGUUAUAAUGACGUCAAUUAUUGGACAUUAUUAGUCGGCGACGUCGUAGACCAAUAAGCGACGUCCAUAUGACGUGACAUUUCAGAUGUCAUUUUGACGUCGUCUAGAGACGUCUUUCGUACGUUUGUUUUCGGUCGUUUUAAGUGCUUUUUAAUCAACUAUAAAAAAAAUUAGAACGAAAGUUUAUUACAAAAACUAAGCCCUAUACGUGCUUUAUAAAAAAUUGUACAUUUUAAAUUGUUGUUUACCUAAAAUUUGGAUAUAAAUAUAAAUUCAUUAAUUAGCAAUGAAAAUACUAAACUGACGUUUUAAGUGGAAAUGCAAUUUGAAUUUAAAGAUGAAGUGAGAAUGUUGUAAUUAACAAUUAUUUAACUAUUUUAUUAGUAGGAAACAAUUAUUUUUAGCAUCGAUUCCUGUCGAGGCUGUCGACCAAGAUUUAAUUUUGGCGCGAUUUUAAUCGAAAUGCCACGAUACGAUACGAGACGUGCAGGCGCAUGCGUGCUGGACUGCUGGUGUGAACGCGUGUGCGCGUAAUGGCGGACGGCAGCAAAAAGUUGUUUGGCGGUUUGGUGGGUGUUCUGUACCACUUAAUAUGUAUUUUACAAUUUAAAUUAUGUGAUUCCAGUCGGCAUAUCUAUCGACUUUUGGAGGGAGAGAUUUUACUGGACAUACAAACCGCAUUUUAAAUUUUUUGUUCAUUUAUUCUCUUGCAACUAAUUGGAAUUUUUGUGGCAAACGAGGUGAGAAAAAGGCUUUUAAAAACUUAAACGUAAAGGAUGUGAUUAUUGGUGCUGUAAGAAAAAGCUCCCCUCUAGUCAGUCAGAAAGAAAUAGAAGAUACCAUCAAGGUGUGGUUGAAACAUGCACCAGAGAAAUUGAAAAAGCAGCAGCAUGGCAACCCGUAAGAAAAAAAGUGUUGUUAGUCAAAGACAACUCUACAGAAGGAUGGCAGAAGCAAAUUUAGCACCUGUGAGUCAGAAUUGUUAUAAUACAUCUUUAAUAGUUAAUAAUGAUUCCAAUGAAUCAUCAAAUUCCGUUUUUUUUGCUGGUUCAAUGUGUGAAAGUGAAAAUGACACCUGUUCCUCAAGAGAUUUAGAUUUUAAUGUAAACUCGCCUAAUGAAAAUUUGCUCUUCAAUGAUGCGACGUUAUACAACCAUUUGACUUCCUAUUCCAGUAACGUGCCCCCUAACGAUUUAUUUUCUAAUGAACCGCCGCCUAGCGAUUUGCAUUCGAAAUUGUCAAACUGGGCAGCUUCAAGGUACGUUCGACGUACAGUAGUUACUCAUCUCUUGCAUUAUCUCCACCAUUUAAAAUCGUUAGUUCAGUCUCCGAAUAAACCGUUACAACAGAUUAAUAGACGCUUAAAAGAAAUUGAAAUGACAGUGUACGAAAAACAUGACUCUACUUCACCUGAUGAUGAACACUUCUGUAAAUGUGAAUUGUCCCAUUUCUUAGGACCAACGCCAAAUUUCUCUUGCAAGCAGUAUAAAAAGCUUCAUUAUAAAGAUUUUAUUUUUUCUAUUGCAUCAUAUUCAGAAGCAAAUUGUUUUUGUCUUACCUUAGAAGGACUGGUUUUCAAAAUAGAAAAUGUAGUGGAUAAUAAUGGAGCAGUUUUUAUAUUAGGUAGGAGGUUUCAGGAUUACCGUUCAUUUUACAAAUACCCUGUCGACUCAAAAGAAUUUAUACAAAAUUUAUCAGAGUAUAUCGAGUUAUUGCACUGCCACAAAGUUUUUUCGAAAUGUAUUGUUUUUCCUUUCAAGCAGGAAUGGUUGUCAUUUUCAUUAUUGCAUCAUUAGUAAUUCCUUAUUUCAACUUUUAUGUUCUAUAAGUGUAAUAGUAUGUAGUUUUUUAAGAUUUUGUAAUAAACGUAUUAAUUUGAA
This is a messenger RNA of Diorhabda carinulata, 1893 nucleotides long. RefSeq lists its product as uncharacterized. The transcript is spliced from 2 exons. The record is from RefSeq and is a predicted model, not a curated record. Bases 904 to 1809 code for a protein of 301 amino acids. NCBI's taxonomy places the organism in Eukaryota, Metazoa, Arthropoda, Insecta, Coleoptera, Chrysomelidae.